CUCAAAAUCUUGUUUAGAAUUUAUCAACCUCAACCUGAAUCUCAGCAAUAUCUUAAAUGGAGAUUAAGAUUUUCGUCUCUCUGGCAACCUGCAGCUUCAUUCUCUUUUCUUGUUUCCUUCCUGCUUGUUCAACAUUACCCGUGGCUUCAACAUUACCUAAAGCUUCGACCAUUGUAUCUUCUCUUAAAGUGUCAAGUACCUCGAGAAAGGUAAUUGCGCAAUACCUGGUUCCCCACAACCGCGCUCGUAUCAAGAUCGGCCUUCAUCCUCUCCGAUGGAGUGAAGAACUUGCAACUUUUGCGAAGAAAUGGGCAAAGAAAAGGAAAGGAGAUUGUGCGUUUAUACAUUCGAAUUCGGAUUACGGUGAAAAUAUGUUCUGGGGUAGCGGGAAAGAUUGGAAACCGGCCGAUGCCGUCAAUGACUGGACUCAGGAAAAACGGUACUACAGUCACCGGAAGAAUUCUUGUCUGAUGAACCAGAAUUGUUAUCAUUACACUCAAGUAGUAUGGAAGGAGAGUAGUUUUGUUGGGUGUGCUAGAGUUAUUUGUAACAGUGGAGAUACUUUGAUUACUUGUAAUUAUAAUCCUCAUGGUAAUGUCGUCGGUCAAAAACCGUUCUAGCUACUUCAUUAACUUUGAUCAUCAUCAUGUCCAGAGGUGGAGAUGUCAUCAAAUGUAAUUUUUAAUGGUGGUAUUUUGAAAUGUAAUUACAAAAUAAAGUAGUAGAUCUGUAUCUGUAUGUUGGUUAAUGGUUAUAGCUGUCUUUUUGGUACA
This is a messenger RNA of Papaver somniferum (opium poppy), 773 nucleotides long. Its product is annotated as pathogenesis-related protein PRB1-2-like. The transcript has a single exon. The record is from RefSeq and is a predicted model, not a curated record. Gene Ontology annotation, cellular component: extracellular region. NCBI's taxonomy places the organism in Eukaryota, Viridiplantae, Streptophyta, Magnoliopsida, Ranunculales, Papaveraceae. Bases 57 to 620 code for a protein of 187 amino acids.